Closterium sp. NIES-67 is the source of this 1869-nucleotide messenger RNA. The record is from the annotation of a GenBank genome assembly. NCBI's taxonomy places the organism in Eukaryota, Viridiplantae, Streptophyta, Zygnematophyceae, Desmidiales, Closteriaceae.
AUCCCCGAGCCAGAUUAGCGAAGGCUACGGCGGUUCUCUUACCAUGGGGCUGUGCGAAGGCUUCGUCAAAGGUGGCUACUGGUUCGGUUGUAACAUUCUGUGGCAGGCAGCGGAGUCAGAGCGCCACUUAGGUUGGGACAAAUUUAGUGGCGGGAAACAAGGAAUAAUGCGCCUCGAGGACGCGCGAAUCAAACAUCAGCGGCGGAAGACGCCUCGAGAAUGUAUCCCGCGAAGCUGCCUUAUCCUUUCACUCCGCCGAUUCCCUCUGGCGUGGCGUGACAACGCAGCAGCCAGCGAGGCUCGCAAUUUGAAACCCCAAUCCCAGGGGAGCAGAGGGUCUCAGCUCAGGCUGAGGCUGAGAUUCGAGCCGAUCAGUUUCCGGUAGUUUCUCAUCGAGUCUGCGGCAAAGUGAAACGAAUUUCUGCCUUUAGAACACUAGCGGGACUUCCUUUGCAAUACCAGCAUGGAUUCAAAUGCGGAAACCACUCCUCGUGAAGUGGCGAAGAUCGACAACACCGCGUCAACGAGAACCAGCUCUCCGAGCAGGAUUAGAGGCAUAGGCAGAUUUGGCACGCCUAACACGGUGAUCUCUUACGGAUCGCAUGGCGUCGCCAAGUCAGCUUCCGACCCUGACUCUCUUCUUCCGGUUAGCAACAACAAGGCUAUCAGCGACACAUGCAGCAGUGAGCCUGUCAGUAGUAACUGCUGCAGCAGCGUGAGCGGUAUCGUGUCUCUGAAGAGCGUGAGGCCUCUGCUGGAGACUCUGGUUAAGCAGAAGGCGGAGUCAGCCGUAUUUUCCGCUGCAGCCGCCAGCAGAGGCAUUGGAAGAUUCGGCAAACCUGUCCACGUGGCGUCUUUUAGGUCACGCCGUGCCAACAGGCCCUUCUGCUUCAAGCCGCCUCAGUCUCACGUGCAUGCUGACAGCAAGGCGCCGUCCAACGACGACUGCUGCAACAGCGUUGUAUUUAAGAGCAUGAGACCGCUGCUGGCGAAUCUGGCGAAAGAGAAGGAGACGUCUUCCCAAGUCUUGUGUAUUGGCAAUCAGACUCUGAAAGCGAAGAAGGUGCAGCAGAGCAAUGCAUCGGUGGACGUGAAGAGGCGUGGAAUCGGCCGUUUCAGAAGGGAAGUUUCUGCUUGUCAGGCUGCUAAUGCGUCCCCUUCUCCGUGCACAUCACGUGCUGCGUUACCAGCGGUUGCAACUACAACGAAGGUGACUCAAGCGGGCGUGCCUCCUCCAGCGGCUGCAGUAGCAUUGGUAGCAGGUGCCAGUGCGUCAGUGUUGACCCCAGCUGCUGGGGCGGACCAUGUGGUGCACAAGGAAGAGGUGCCUGGCACCAACUCAAGCAGAACCUCUGGCAACAACCCUAGCAGCAACCCUGGCAACAGCAGCAGCAGCAGCAAGGAGCGUGUGCGUCUCCUAAGGAGUAUGCGGUCCAUGGUGCGGGAUCCGGUGAAGGAGAGAGCAGAGGUGAGGGAGAGGGAAGGAGAACCUGCCAAUCGUGUGGCUGACAGCCACCGAUCCACCAGGCGUCGUCUCAAGCAUGUCCUGAUGCAGCUGGCCUUGCAACGUGUGGAAGCCAGCCGUUCUUGUGAGGUGAAUCGCACGGAGGUCGGCUAAAGUGGAGGAGGGGGGGUUACUACCACAGCAUGGCAAGUGAUGGAGUUUUUCGUUUUCAGGCAAGCCUGGCAGCAACCACAGCAAAGGGUCAUCGCCUUGGGUUGAUUCUGUUGGCACUUCGGUGCCUUGGUAGUACAUAGUUCACUGGUGCUUGACCGGUUGCAAAGCCCAAGAUGAGCAUGGUUGGUGUGCCUCCUCGUCCCAAGUGUGUAAUGUACAUAUUGUACGACAUGUAAAAGCUGUUGCAUCAG